Heterobasidion irregulare TC 32-1 is the source of this 636-nucleotide messenger RNA. RefSeq lists its product as uncharacterized. Gene Ontology annotation, molecular function: GTP binding; GTPase activity. The transcript is spliced from 9 exons. The record is from RefSeq and is a predicted model, not a curated record. Bases 1 to 636 code for a protein of 211 amino acids. Gene Ontology annotation, biological process: small GTPase-mediated signal transduction. Lineage: Eukaryota; Fungi; Basidiomycota; Agaricomycetes; Russulales; Bondarzewiaceae.
AUGCCACUGUGCGGAAGCUCCUCCAGAUCACCAGCAUUCGGCCGCGGCCGCCCACUGCAGAGGAAGGUAGUCGUGUGCGGGGAUGGUGCCUGUGGCAAAACAUCUCUGCUUAAUGUCUUCACGAGGGGCUUCUUCACCCAAGUAUAUGAACCCACUGUUUUUGAAAAUUAUGUACAUGACCUAUACGUUGACGACCAACUCGUGGAAUUGAGCUUGUGGGACACCGCUGGGCAAGAAGAGUUCGACCGUCUGCGGUCCCUCAGCUAUGCGGAAACGCACGUCGUCAUGAUAUGCUAUUCCGUCGACAACCCGACUUCUCUAGAAAACGUAGAAUCCAAGUGGAUAGACGAAAUUCUAGAAUACUGCCCCGGUGUCAAAGUACCCCUGAAAUGCGACCUGCGAGACGACCGCGCAGUCAAAGAACGACUUUCACGAUACGGUAUUCAGCCCGUGCAGUACGAGGAAGGCCUUUCUGUCGCACGUCGAAUACGAGCUUCUCGCUAUCUUGAAUGCAGCUCAAAGCAUAAUCGCGGCGUGACAGAAGUAUUCUACGAGGCCGCGCGCGUCUCGCUCACAACACGCGCAAAGGGCGCCGGCGGCUACACCGGCAAGAAUGGGGGCUGUGUCGUCAUGUAA